CUCUUCCUCCGAAGAGAAGUUUUUCUCUCUCUCCCUCUCGUGUUGAAUCGAUCAUGGCGUCGAUGCGUCGCGCCCGCAAACCCGGCUUCAAGGAAUUGGAGCCGCCGCCGAUCCCCGCCCACUUCCGAUGCCCGAUAUCUCUCGACUUGAUGAGGGACCCCGUGACGGCCCCGUCGGGGAUCACCUACGACCGCCGGAGCAUCGAGGCGUGGCUCGACAUGGGCAACGCCACUUGCCCCGUCACGAACCGCGACAUUGGCUCCGAACCGGAGCUCAUCCCGAACCACUCGCUCCGGAGGGUGAUCCAGGAUUGGUGCGUCGCGAACCGCUCGGUCUACGGGAUCGAGCGGAUCCCCACCCCGAAAAUCCCGGUGACCGCCGCCCAGGUGACGGAGAUCCUAUCGGAGAUCGCCGAUGUCUCUGGCGGGGCGCGUGACGAGUCCCGGGCCUCCGAAUUGGCGGCGAAAGUGAAAGGCUUGGUCGGAGAGAGCGAGCGGAACCGGCGGUGCUUCGUGGGGAACGGCGCGGGGCGGGUGCUUGCCGAGGCUUUCGUGUUGUGGAGCUCGGCCCGACCGGGGCCCCUCGAGGGCAUCCUGUCAGCUUUAAUAUCCGUGUCACCGCUCAACGAAGAGACUCUCCAGGUGAUCGCCGUCGGCUCGCCGAGCGCCCUCCGAUCGAUCGUGGAGAUCUUAAAAUCCGGCGGCCUGGCGGCGCGGCUCAACGCAGCGUUACUUAUCAACCAACUCCUCGUGUCGUCGAGCCGAGAGCGUGCCGCAGAAGCCGACGGGCUAGUGGAAGGUUUAUUCAGCCUCAUCAAGAGGCCCAUAUCGGCGCAAGCGACGAAGGCGGCCCUCGUUGCCGCCUUCCGCCUCGUCGCAUACGACAAGCGCACCGCCGCGAGGUUCGCCGAGCUGGGCCUCGUCCCGUUGCUGCUCGAAGCCCUCGUCGACGCCGAUAGGAGCUUCUGCGAGAGGGCGCUCGCGGUGCUCGACGCGGUGCUGAGCUCCCCGAGGGCGAAGGCGGAGUCGCGCGAUCACGCGCUGACCGUGCCGGUCUUGCUGAAGAAGAUGUUCCGGGUAUCGGACAUGGCGACGGAGCUCGUCGUCUCGGCGCUUUACAAGCUGUUCAAGGGCUCUAAUGGCGAAGUACAAGAAGGAGAAGUAGUAGUAGAAGAAGAAGAAGAAGAAGAAGAAGAAGAAGAAGAAGAAGAAGAGAAGAGGAGGAGAGAGGGCGUGAUAGUAGAAGCUCUACAGCUGGGGGCUUUUCAGAAGCUGCUGCUGCUGCUUCAGGUGGGGUGUAGUGGGGAGACAAAGGAGAGGGCCACAAGGUUGCUUAAGAUGUUGAAUGGGCACAGUGGUAGUGUUGGGUGCGUCGAUUCUAUGGAUUUUAGGGGGAUAAAGAGACCAACUCAAUCAUUUAAUAAGUGAUCGAACGAUAAGAUCAAAUUUUUCCCUUUUUUUUUUUUUUUUACAUGAAAAUUUUGGAUACAAUAGUGUGAUUGGUAUACAUGUACAAACACAAACUAAUUAAUGUGUUAGUCGUAAACAUUACAGUGUUUGGUCAUUCCAUUAGU
This is a messenger RNA of Ananas comosus (pineapple), 1573 nucleotides long. Its product is annotated as U-box domain-containing protein 21-like. Gene Ontology annotation, biological process: protein ubiquitination. Lineage: Eukaryota; Viridiplantae; Streptophyta; Magnoliopsida; Poales; Bromeliaceae. The record is from RefSeq and is a predicted model, not a curated record. Gene Ontology annotation, molecular function: ubiquitin protein ligase activity. The transcript has a single exon. Bases 54 to 1427 code for a protein of 457 amino acids.